AUGGUGGGGUCUGCAGAAAUACCUAAAAUGCUCACUCUGAUGGAAAAUAGCUGCCAUGUUGUUAGCUGUCCAGUGGAAAAGCUCACAUGGCACAAAACUGAGGGAUGCCUGUGGUCAACUGCCCAUGAGGAACUGAAUUCUGCCAAAGCCAUGUCAGUGAGCAANGUCAUCAUGAACCCCCGCCUCUGUAGCCUGCUGGUUCUGAUGUCUUUUUUGAUCAGCCUUUUGGACUCUCAGUUGCACUGCUUGAUGAUAUCACAACUUUCCUUUUGCACAAAUGUGGAAAUUCCUCAUUUCUUCUGUGACCCUUCUCAACUCCUCAAGCUUGCAUGUAAGGAUACUUCCACCAAUAAUAUGUCAGUUGAUUUUAUUGGUGCCAUCUUUGGUGGUGUUCCAGUCCCAGGGAUCCUUUUUUCUUACUAUAAAAUUGUUUCCUCCAUUCUGAGAGUCCCAUCAUCAGGUGGGAAGUAUAAAGCCUUCUCCACCUGUGGCUCUCACCUGUCAGUUGUUGGCUUAUUUUAUGGAACAGGCCUUGGGGUGUACCUCAGUUCAGCUGUCUCACACUCUCCUAGGAAGGAUGCAGCAGUCUCGGUGAUAUACACAACAGUCACUCCCAUGCUGAACCCCUUUAUCUACAGCUUGAGGAACAGGGACAUCAAGAGGGCCAUGAAGAGGCUCCUUAACAGAGCAGCCUAA
Molecule: messenger RNA, 696 nt
Organism: Hipposideros armiger (great roundleaf bat)
Lineage: Eukaryota; Metazoa; Chordata; Mammalia; Chiroptera; Hipposideridae
Product: olfactory receptor 18-like
Exons: 3
Coding region: 1-696 (231 amino acids)
Biological process (GO): G protein-coupled receptor signaling pathway
Cellular component (GO): membrane
Molecular function (GO): olfactory receptor activity
Source: RefSeq, a predicted model, not a curated record